Rhinocladiella mackenziei CBS 650.93 is the source of this 3555-nucleotide messenger RNA. RefSeq lists its product as uncharacterized. The transcript is spliced from 2 exons. Bases 1 to 3555 code for a protein of 1184 amino acids. NCBI's taxonomy places the organism in Eukaryota, Fungi, Ascomycota, Eurotiomycetes, Chaetothyriales, Herpotrichiellaceae. Gene Ontology annotation, cellular component: nucleolus. The record is from RefSeq and is a predicted model, not a curated record. Gene Ontology annotation, biological process: maturation of 5.8S rRNA from tricistronic rRNA transcript (SSU-rRNA, 5.8S rRNA, LSU-rRNA); maturation of LSU-rRNA from tricistronic rRNA transcript (SSU-rRNA, 5.8S rRNA, LSU-rRNA).
AUGGCGGUGAGGGAAGAGGGGUCGAGGAAGAGAAGAAAGGUAGAACGCACCAUACCAGCUCAUUCCGUGUCCUUCACCCAUUCAGACCAGCUAAGGCACCUUCUGCAAUUGUCUCAUAGUUCCCCGUUUGAGGUCAAAUCAGCAAUCGACCAUUUCACGGACUUUCUUUCCACCAUUCCAGAGAACCAGGAUUCCUCAAACCGGGCUCGUCAGCUGAAGAUUUUGAAAGACUACUGCGAAACCCAAUCAUCCACCUCUCACGACCAAGUUGACUUCCCUGACCUAUUAUCCAUUUGGGCCUCGGCAAGCCAAUCCAAUGACGAACCAAUCCUAUCGGCAGUCACCUCGGCCCUCGUCCAGUUCUUCCAAACCAUCUCCAGUGACGUAGAUUUCCGCGACUUUGGGCUAUCCCUGUGCCAUAGUUUGUUGAAACGAGAUCAACUGCGCAUUCUUGAUAAAGGCCUCUCCUCUCCGAGAUCCAAAGAGCACAUUACUUCUCUGUGUCUACAGCUCCUGACAGAAAUCACCAGCUUCGACGGCGGAGCUCUCGCCAGCAAUGUUUUCGCUCGACGAGACCAUCUCUACCGACGACUCGACGGAAUCCUGGCCCAAACCGCAUCCGAAUCUGCUGACGGCCCAAGAUUUACACCUCAUAGAGCUGCAUUGGAAUUCCUGUCGGCCAAUUUGAAGUAUCUUGACUCGACAUCCAAGUCCGAGCUGAUCACUCAUGGGAAAACCUUGUAUUCGGCGCUUCGCAGUCUUCCCAAUGAAAAGGCCGAUAUCGUCAUUAGGUUUCUGAGCACCCUUGAAAAAUCCGUGCUCGAAGAUAACGCUCUCUCCAAACAGAUCAAGAGUCGAUGCUUCAAUUCUGGAAUACUGUCUGCUCUGGCCAAACUCUAUGAUUAUCAAGCGGGUUCGACACAAUCCGACGGUAUUGAUCGCGUGACCGGUGUUCGAAAUGCUUUGCAUCAACUACUCCUGCAGGUAUGCACGACGACGAGGGGAGUUUUGGUGCCUCAAUCGGGGUGGUACCCUCCAGGAACCUCCCCAGAAAGUCAAAGGCAAGACGAAGACAUGAUCGACCUCGGCCUCGAUUCGCCGUAUUAUUUCGACCACUAUUCCGGAAAAGUGCCCGUCAAGAACGGAACCCUGUCAACAUUCAUCCAGACGCUCAGACCAGAGAGCGACAUUCAGCAAGCAAACCUCAUCACUUCAAUUUUUGUGGCCGCUCCAGAGCUCGUAGCGGAGUACUUCACCAAAAAGCAAAGGUUCCUUGUUCCGCCGGGAGACAACCCACUAUGGCGUGGUCAAUUUGCAUUCCUCUUCUCUGUCGUCCAGCUCCCUGUCCCGCCCAAUUGUGGCUGGCACGGGAAGGCUUCAACACCACCACCUCUAUCGAUUGUCAUCGAAAGCAUUGUUCCGCGCCCAUUCGAUCGAUCUACCAUCACGAAAUGUCUCCGCAUCAACGAAGAUAUUAUGACGAUGUCUUCCACUCGCCUGCUGACCGUUGCAUUUGAAAAGCUCGAUUCUGUCGUGCGGACGUUUGAACGCGCGUUUUCUCAAUCUCCCUUGUGGAGUCAAGCGUCCAGAAAACUCAUCAAUCUGUUCGUCGAACGUAUUCCGGUGCUACAAGACGUCAUCACCACCUUGCAAAGUCUGGGAAAUGAUAAGGAACAAGUCCGCACGACGGUUCUCGAAUGUAUUGCUGCCUAUCAUAGGAUCUUACCAUCCACAACAGCCGGCUCCAAAUUUGACAUCGGUCCCACUCUGAGCAAAGCGCUCCGAACUCGAGAGCCGGAGAGCCUUGAUACCGAAAGCAGAGACAUCCUCGAUGAGCAAGUAGUCCACCUUCUUCAAAUCGCAGAUAUCUCCCCAGCAACAAAGUGGUUUCAUAAAUCAAUUACUGAUAGUUUUUCGCUGAUUGUCCGGCUACUCCAGUGCUGUAUUCCGUCGCUGGAAGGUGCCGUCGCAAAACAAUCAAUACCGAUUCUCAGAUCUAUGUUGACCAGCAAAGGCAUAUUGAAUUCUAGUACCCGGUCCCUGGAAGCAUUGAUCCAGAGCUUGAUCUCGACCAAAAAGUGGCAACCAGAGCCAGCCGCAUAUGAAUUUUUAGACAAUUGCAUAACGCGCACGAUGCAGAGACCGGCCAAGUAUCUGGAUCAACUGGAGCAGAUGCAGCAAAUGGUAUCGGAUUCGAAGGAGCUGAGCCUUGUCGCUUGUUGCGUCGCGGAGCAAUGGUUCUUCGUCCCCCAAAAGGAAGACGAACAAGGAAUCAAGAAUAUCGCUGAAUGGAUUGCUAGAUUCUUCUCAGCUCUUGAUGUGGCGGGUGAGAACUAUAGGGUCAUGAUGGAAUUUCGGCAGGAGAUGGUGAAAGGUCGUGAGGGAAACGAGAAGGCGGGAGCGGCACUCGAAAAAGCUUUUGAGAAACAGCGCAAGAAGUCUAUAACCCUGCCCGAUCUAGGAUAUGCAAGCACGCUCGAAGAACCCGAGUCAGGGAACCUUGGAAAGAACGGCCUGCCCGCUGAAUCAGCUCUACAGCAAGACCUCAAUGAUGACGACGUUACAACGACCUCUUUUCCUCCUCCACCGGCCAUCCCGACGUCUUUGACCGGACUCGAGCGUUGGAACAAACCAGAUUUCGAAUCCGAGAUCCAAUCAGGGCAUCUCGCAAGUCUGUUACGCUGCCUGAUCUCACCUUCACAGGAAACCCGCAUUCAAGCUUUCCACACGCUUCAAACCGUCACACACGCCGUCGAACAAUCAGCAUACGACGAAAGAAUCCAACUUUAUCUCUUGUUAGGCGAAGUCAGCGAGACAAUCCGCGCUUACACUGCAAGUAGAGGGGACCUUCCGCCUCCAUCCAUCGUCGCUGAAUUAGCAAUCCAUAUGCUUCCCGUGAUCGCAGACCCAAGCUCGCCAUUCUACCGCAAGGCAAACCGCUUCCUAUUACGUAGCCCUAGCUGGUCGAUCCCGCAUCUACUGUCGGACUUGUUAUCCACGACAUUUCUCACCGAGCCUGAAGCCGACGACACUGAGCUGAGCAGUGGCGGCAGUAUGAACGCACAAACUCUCGAGAUCGAACAUUUCCUCUCACUGCUCACAAAAUCUCUUCGCACCGAGACAGACAUGGACCUCUUCCGCCGCGCCCAUGUCUUCUCACGCCUUUUUGCAUACUAUCUAACACCCAUCUGUUCGGCUACGGCGCGCAGAGAGGUUUUAAGACUUGUGCACCGUGCGACGACCGUGAGGGGUGGGAGCGAUACACUGAUCACCCGUGCGGGCGUACGCGAGUGGUUUGCGAUUGCGAAAGGAUUGCGCGGGCACAGCGGGCAGGGGGCUAUGUUUGGGGAAAUUCACGGUGAGAUGGCAAAGCUGUUGGAUGUGGCAGAGCACGAGGUCCGGCGGACGUGUGAUGGGGAAGGGAUCAGGCGAUGGGAGGAGCGGAAGCCUGUUUUUAAAGAUGUCAGGGGUAGAGGGGAUGUGGAGUGCGAGGAGGAUGUUGCGGCGAAAGUAGAUGGGGCCAACGAGGAUGAUGAGGUCCAAGAUGAUAAUUGA